CCGAGGGGGCCGUGGAGAGCGUGGGUGGUGGAAAAAGAGACUCCGCGCACGCGUACUCGGCGAGGCUCGCAGCCAGCCAGCCCUUUUCCCGUCGUCCUUGGCGUGAGGAGAGGCACGAACCGCGUGCUUAGCGUCUUGCUGCUGCUCGUAGUUCUCUCUCUUUACUCUUCUUCGAAGAUGAGGAGGCCGGCCAUCGUUUCUUCCUGAUUGUGGCGCGUUGGGCAGUCAGUUGGGACCCGCCAGUACUUUAGAUUUUCUCUGCAAUACAGUGGAUACAAUUUGUUAUGGCUACUCUGAGUGUUAUAGGUUCAAGUUCACUUAUUGCCUCUGCUGUAUUCCAGAAUAUACAGAAAUCUCCUGAGAUAAGGCCACUCUUUUAUAUGAGCUUUUCUGACCUCCUCCUGGGGAUAUGCCGGCUCAUUGAGGCACUUCUCUAUGGAACUUCAGCAGCCAAUAAGGACAUUGUUUGCUAUAAUCUGCAAGCAGUUGGACAGAUAUUCUACAUUUCCUCAUCUUUUUACACCGUCAAUUACAUCUGGUAUCUGUACAAAGAGCUGAGGAUGAGACACAACCAGAGUGGACAGAACACAUUUGCACUGGUUGUAGAUUAUACUUGUCAUGUUGGUCAAAUAGCCAUCAUUUUGUCAAGCCUGAUACCUCUGCUGUUGAUGAUACCUGUAUUCUGUCUGGGCAAUGUCAGUGAAUGUUUCCGCAACUUCAGUCAGAGCCACAGGUGUAUUCUGAUGUAUUCACCACCGUCACCCAUGGCUGAACUGCCUUCUGUCAACACAUCAGUCUGUACCACACUUUAUUUUUAUGGGAUCACCAUUUUCCUGACCAGCUUUCUCCUCAGCCUCCUUGCUAUUGUGGUCUUACUCAUCCAAACCCAGACCCUAUAUAAGAAGUUUGUGAAAUCGACUGGCUUUCUGGGGACCGAACAGUGGGCAGUGAUUCACAUCGUGGAACAGCGAGUGCGCUUCUAUCCAGUGGCCUUCUUUUGCUGCUGGGGCCCCGCUGUCAUUCUGAUAAUCAUGAAGUUGACUAAGCCACAGAACACGAAGCUUCACAUGGCCCUCUGUGUUCUCCAGCCCUCAACUGCUACUCUCCACCAUGCUCAUUGUGUCCAGAUAAUGCUGACCUCCCUGCUGUUCUUCAAACAUGCCAAGCAUGCUGCCAUCUCAGGACCUUUCCACCUAGACUUCCCUCUGCCAGCUGAGCCCCAGAGGAGAGGUUGGUGUUUGAGUCCAAGUUGUGAGGAUAUUCCCCAGAGUACUCCUGCAUGGAUGAAGAAAGAUGUCAGGUUGGGGGCAUCCAAAGAAAGAGAGCACCUAUCCAAGUCACCCAGGGAGGAAGAGACAUGACCUCUGGACUCCACGAACAUUAAUGCCACAUCCGAGUGCAUUCUUUUCCAUAUUAAGUUUCCUUUUGCUCCCUCUAAGUCUGGAUAAAAAUCUAGAGCCUGGACUUAGCUGUGCUUUGGGAAACUAAGGGAAGGGUCUUGGUCUCCACCAGUCUUAGGGAGCACAGAGAGGACAAUAGCCACCCAGGGAAGGCAGGUGAAGGACGGCAAGGAGUCACUGUCAGAAUCUCUUGGGGCUACAGCUGGCUGGGUCAUGAGUGACUACCAACAGAGAUCACUGGAACACGUAAUCAAGCCUUCCUCAGAAUCCCCCAAACAUGCUGGGGGAGGGAAUCCGGUGAAAGAGUGGGCUUUGUAGAAACAAUCACACAAAAUGCAGAACGCUGAACCUCAAACCAGAGUGCCCCUACCUCCUCUCUUAAAAUUGGUCACCUCCCUUCUACAGCAGAUCCUAAAGAACCCCAACCUUUAAUCCCUGGAAUUUGGGGGUUCCACACUUCUUAAGAUCUACCUGGCAGUUAGAAACAUGUCCCAUUUUCUAUCAGUUUUUCAGAGGAAGUUCAUUCGAAUAGCCUGUCCUAACCUUUGUUCCCUGCCUUCAACCUCGUCUUGCGAUCAUAAGGACAGCAACUAAAAAUAGCCUAUUCUACCUACCACUUCUGUACUGCUAAUUUUUUGUACAUUUUGUUGUCAAACAUUGUGAAGUUUUAAAUAGGUUUUAUUGAUUGAUUCUUGAUUUUCCAUCUGACUUUUGGUCUUUUAAGAACACCAUUUAAUUAGCUAAGCGUAAUCACCCCAUACGUAAAUCAUGACUCCCUUAUCCUUGAGAACCUAGCAAAAAUAUGUGAUGCUUUUUACCUUUUAUCAUAGUCCCCAUCACACGUGCAGUUAGGAAUGUCAUCCCUCCUGUUCUCCACUGAAGUGCUUUUCAGCAGAAAUCCUCCACAUCUUUUUCAAAAGUCUCUAACCACAAGUUUACAUGUGGGGGCCUUCAUUUACCCAGUCUGCCCUUGUUCCCAAAGCUCUCAGCUCACUACUAAUUAAUGGUACGUUUUCACCGCAAAUCCUGAUCUGUCAUAAAACACUCUGAGAUUCGGUUACCAGCAAAUCUCAUGACCUGGAAUCUUACAUACCUGAAGUCGUGAUUUUGAAUUUUCCCCUGACGUUUAGUUUUGUUCCACCAAAAGUAAUUAAUGUAAGCUUCUAAAAAGCAGAAAUCAGGUCUUAUCCCUUCCUUUGUCUGCUCUUUCCCGCUCACGUAGGUCAAGCAGUUAGAAGAGGGACUCAGCAAAAGUGUCGGCAGGGACUGAUGCUCAGGAACUUCCCUGAGGCUCAGAACGCUAGACCUGUAGCAGCAACACUGCACCUGAGCAAGGUUUUGGCCAGUGCCAUCCAUAGAAGUUACCCUCCUAUUUUAAGGUUGGUUCUGGCUAAGUCCUUCACUUGGUCAACAUUUACUGAGCACCUACAAUGAGCUGAGACCUCAAGCUGAGUAGGAUAUGAACCUGCCACUCCAGGAGGUCAGGAUGUAAUGGGGUAAAGGCACUUUUCAUCAGUAAUGACUACACAACGUGGUAGGUUCGUGACAGCAAUCAGCAUCCAUCCCGUAAAGGUUUUGUUUCGUUAGAGUCACUGAGGAAGAAGCCAUGUUCUGGGCAAUUGAGGACAUACUGAUGGUUGUUCUGGUCACUUUUUUUACUGAAGGAAAGGUUCAUGAAGCAGGGGGGAAUGUAGAUUCCGUCGUACCUGAGGCAGGACACAGGUUCCACCCGAACUCUGUGAUGUCUGUUUCCUCAUGUAGCAGAUGGAGGUCUCAGAGUGUAGAUGGGAAGAUAAAAUUAAGGCAAGGAAUGCAAAGUGUUUUACACAGUGUCUUGUGCUAUUGGAUUAUGUAGUUAUUAAAUGUGUUUGUGCUGUCUUUACAAUUAAGUACCACUUAAAGCUCUGUUCCUUUCUACACUCACUCAACAGGUAUUAACUUAAUAAAGGAAUUGAGAAACAAAUAUUUUUAAUAAAGCAGAAAAUAGAAAAAGGUAAAAUGGGUAUUUUAACUGAGCACUGGUCAAGAUUGCUUCUUGGCUAGGUUGCCCACCUCUGGCCCAUUUACCCCAACCAGACUAAUCAUACCAUCCUGAAUUAAAUGGAGCUCUUUCAAGAAACUGCAAAACUAAAGGACAUCCAGGUUAUAGGCCAUAUAAAGCCUAAAGUGAUGUAUUGUUUGAACACAUAUAUUUACUUACUUACUAAUUUAAAAUCGUUUCAUUUCAUGAAUAAACUUCAUAGGGCAAAUUAGAACAAUGGACGUAUAACCAACUUUCUAACAUAAUGUGUAGUUUUAAGUGGGGUGAAAAAGCCUGGGACUGCAAUAUAUAUAAGCAUGAAUAAUGCUGUACACCCAGUAAAAUAGGUGGAAGAUUAUAUCCAUAAAAGACAGAUUACUCAGAAACUGGACCUACUAAGGCAAUAUAUUUAUCUGAAUAUUUCAUGAGAAAAGUUUAAUUUAAAUGCUUCAUAAAAUGUGAAAAUGAAAAUUUGAAAUAUUUUUAUAAGUGAUUUUACAUAUGCAUAGAUAACCAGUGACGAAGUUGAAGAAGAAAAGUCCUCCUCGCACAGUUUACCUUUCCACAGGCUGUAGACUUCCUGUCAGGGCCUGCAGCCGUCAGUGUAAACUUCAUGUUUGCUCCACUGAGCCUCUAUUCCACCUAAUGAUUCAGGUAUUUGCUAUACUCGCCUUCUUCCUGUCACUACUCAUUUUUCCCCCUGGUUCUUCCUCUAAUCUGCCUACUUCUGUUUCUGGUACAGUUUCUUGAGUAUCUUCUAGAACCUUUUGUUGGCACUGUGAUCUCUCCUUUCCAGCCCCAAUAAUGGCACCAAUAAUCAGACUUAAAAAUACUAUUAAAAGAAAUAAGGCGAAUAAGUACACCAUCCUGGAAAGGCCUUUGCUUUCAUCUUCAUUCUCACAACCUCUGCCAGACUUACUACGAGAAACACUAUGACUUCUGCUUUCAUCUUCACUUGGAUUUCCAUCAUGUGGCUUUCCAGGAGGGCCACUGUCCACACUACCCCCAUUUCCUGCAGCUUUGCAGUCAGGGGGUGCAUAGCCAGCCUCACAAUGACAGUGCCUUAAAUUGUUGCAGACUCCUCUCCCAUUACACAUUUCAUUAGGUUCACAGUCGUAGUGGAGCACGACAUGAUCAGUGCAGGAGUAAUUCAUGCAGACUUUGUGUGGGGCACAAAGAGUGCCGUUGUGCACCUCUCCAUCAUCGGGGAUGUCAGUCAUGUUAUAGGCAUCCAUGCUCCAGCACCAGUCAUCUUUGUGAGGUACCUGGAUCAGAGUAUGGUGGGGUUUGAUUGCUGGUAUCCGUCUAAUAUUUGUACAUAUAAGUUUCCCACAAAAUAUAUGAUCAUCAGAGCAAUUAACAUACUCUGUCCUAGACGAGGCCCACAAGCCACAGUUCCCAAACCGGUCUCCUUUGGUGUUCAUGGAAAUAUAACAGUGUUCUGGGGCAGACCUUGCAGGGGACCCAUAUAUAUCCACACAUUGAUUAUCAGGGUUCUUACACCGGCCGCCAAAACAAUAGUGAAUUCUGUCACACAAUGUGCCAUCUUGCUUAUAGCGGUCUAUGGGGCAUUCUCCGGAGGUACCAUCACAAUAUUCAGGGAGGUCACACUCUCCAAGAGCAGGACGACACAUGAAUCCCUUAUGUCUCAACUGGCAAUCAGAACAGCAUAGUCCGUCACUACACUGUGCAUGCUCCUUCAGCCUACAUGUUUGGUCACAGCACCGGUGAUCACCACAGUCAGGUCCGCAGUCACACUCCUCACUGUCCUCCAACACACCAUUUCCACACUCUGCAUUCCUACGCAGGCGAUGUUGGGGCCGAGGCUUGUUAAAUAGGCAGCCCCCUUUGUGUUCCCGGAGGAACUGGUAGAAGUAAUCAGAGCUGCAGUUGCUGAAGCCACCUUCUUUGGUGAUAUUUUCACGCAUGAGGCACAAGCGUUUAUCUCUACAAGCGCAGGCCGAGUGGUCGUGCCGAAUACCCAAGUUGUGCCCAAGCUCGUGGGCCAUGAGCGCUGCAAACAGGAGGACGUCUUCAUGAUGGAAGGACUCAACGGCUGCCGCAAAGCCACUUGAACAGGCACCACUGAGAAAUGCCUGUCCCACGUCUCCUUCAGGACGAUGUCCAACGAUCAUGUGGGCAACAUCGUGCUUCACACGACGGGAGAGCUUCUCCUGCCUCCAGCUGUUGAAAUUCCCGAGUGUAACUUGCAAGUCCGCCGGGACUUCUAUGAGGUCCCCCUCGGUCCAAAUCUCCAUUCCAGCCAGCACCACCUCUGUGUUUAUCCCCCUGGUGAAGCUGUUGGCCAGAGCGGUGAUGUCCAUGACCCUCUGGACUGCCUCACUGACGUCACUGCCCCACAUUUGGAACCGCUGGUUGUUGACCACGACAAACAUCUCCACGUACUUGGUGUGUGACCAAAAGGAGGACGGUGCCUGUGGACUGUGAGGCUUCCUGCUCCCCUGCUGCCGGCUGGCAGGCGCCACUUGGCUGCCUUUGGAAGUGACCCCACAGGAGACUCGAGCUUGGUGUGCCAUCGUGUACAACACAUGUUCAGAGCGUUUCGAAGUGUCCUUGGGCUUAAUGCCAUAGGGUUUCCCCUCCUUAAUCAGGAUGCCCCUGAGGCCUGAACAGGUGUUGAGAGAAACAAAAGAACCCGGGACUCCUUCUAUGUAGCCUUCAUAGUGACAGUCAUGUGAGAUGAAAGGCAUUUCUUGCCCCAGGACGCCACCGUGGUAGCUGAAGACUGGAAAGUCCUUCACAAAACAGUCUCUCUUCGCCUUCAGGUGAAUCAUCCAUUUCUGGCCCUGCAUUAAGAGCAUAUAGGAUGCCUUUUCCACUGGGUCUUCCCUUCCCUUGACUGUCAGGCUCUUGGGGAUGACUGUUUCAUAAGAAGAGUAAUAUACAGAUCCCAGGUCACAGUACAUGCUUGGCAGGAAAAUCACCAACAGCAGCACAAUCCCCAAUCUGACACACGAGGGUUCUGGCACUUGCCCCAGCCUCAAGUUCCUCUUCUGCUGAGCCCAAAUCUGAAACUUUACCUUACCCUCUUUUGAGGCCCCUUGGUUUUUCCAUGAUGACAGUAUAGAGGCAGGGUUUCUCAAAGAGGCUGCCACUGAAACAGCCAUUGUGAAUCAGUUGGCACUGCAGGGCUUCCGUCCUACAGCAGCAGCUCUGCCUAGCAUGUUGAGCCUCAGAGACUCAAGUAUCAGCCCCAGAUCUGGGCUGGCUCCCUUAGGGAUGGCUGCUGUCCGGCUCCUGGGUUACAGACUUAGGGACUGUAUUUCUACUUGCUCUUGGCCUUUUCUAGUUCCCUUACCAUAUGACUUCCUUCCAACAGCAGUAGCUUUAACGUUCCUUGGGUAAGUUCCCUUUGUCCUCACAGAGAGAUGCCAUGUGGGCAGACUGUAAUGAUCCAGCCAGUACUAUAACUCAGGCAAAUUAUCCUUAUUCUCAACCCAGGCCACACUACUCCUGAUAUCCGUUAAUCUGUUCAUUCUUUGAAAUCCAACAUUCUGGCAGGAGGUUGGGGGGAGGGGACAGGGAUCCUUUGGGGAUCUCUGAACAGGACAAAUUUCUCUGUUACCCAUGCCUCCCAUCCCCAUUUCUGUAGCAUUCAGGAUACUGUUUCGCAGCCCAAGCCUCCUUUGUCAGCCUUUGUUCAUUACACAUUCAGUUUAGACAUUUUAUAUCUGCAUAUAAACAUAUUUUUUUCUGCUAUGAAGUUUUCCUAAUGCACAUAUUAAGUGACAAAUGAAAUGAGCUCAGUUUUACCAUGGAAAUAUGUAAGUGAGGAGGAUCAACAUUCAGUUCCUCCCAACAGACCCAACACAAAAACAAACUAAGUAGGUAUCUAGUUACCAUUUCACCAAGAAAAUAAAAACUGGAGUCUGUAAGAAUUUUUUUGAAGAUUUCUUCACUCUUUUCACUAAAAUUGAACUGUACUGUCUGUGUAAGUCUUUGGAUUUGGUUUUGUGUCAAUUUCCUGGGGUAUUUUGCAGUACAAAAUUGAAAGGGAGAAAAAGCACUAUCUAUCCACAUUCUUUGCAUAGUUAUUCUCCUGUGCAUUCUAAGAUGAACUAAAAUAAGACCGUGCAUAUUUUAUCUUGCAUAGAAAUAAUUUUAUAUCAAGUCAAACGUUUACAAUAUAAAACCUUUGAAGUAAGGGUUAUGACUACAACUAACACUCAACAAUGGAGAUAUGCCCUAUCUAGUUCAAAAAGGAAUGGUUCGGUACCACAAGAUCUCAGAUGUGAGCAGGAGAGCAGGUCACCUCAAUUAUAUUUAAUUCCUAAUACAGAUGAUAAAAUUUAUCAUUAGCAUCUGGCAUCAUUAGCAUCUAGCAAAUAUUAAGAAAUUUAUAGCAAAUAAGGUAAGAUGAUUUCUAGCUAGAUUUCUUAUUUUAUAUAAGAGAAGAAAGCCUCUUCCAAUUAUAUAAUUUGGAAAUUAAUACAAAUUUAAGGUAUUUCCCUGUAUUUUAACCAAACAUGUAGGACAAAUUGAGUCAUUUUGUGGGAUAAAAGAACCAAAUCAAUAAUAAAAGAACACUACUACUUUUUAAAUAAAUAGAAAUAUAAUUAAAGCUAAGUGUAUCCAAGUUUUCAGUUUUUAAAUUGAAACACAUUUUCUUUAAUACAUACACAUAUACGUGUUCACAGACAAGGUCUGAUUUAGAUCAUUUGAGUUCUUUAACCAAUAAUCCCUUCAAUUUGUUCUUUCUCACAUGAAUACAACAAACUCUUCUUAAAAAGUUAUCUAUUUAGAGAAAAAAUUUUUUUCACUUCUUAAGUAGGCUCUAUGCCCAGUGUGGGGCUUGAACUCAUCACACAAGAUCAAGAGUGGCACACUCCACUGAUGAGCCAGCUAGGUGCCCCUAAAAAGCGUACCUAUUUCUAGCUUUAAAAAGCUAAAAAGCUAUCCUCCUACGUUUCAGACAGGUAUCUGGCAGGUAUUUUCCUAUGCUUAUACACUUAACCGGAAAGAUACACAAAUUGUUUUACAUCAAGCAGAUUUAUAACUAUGUUAAAGUCUAUAGGCAUUUGAGUGGUAAGUAAUGGUUUUGGUUAAACAGAGGGUUAGCAAAUCAUGUGGGAAAACUGGAGACUCUAACCUCCUGCCUACAAGAACUGUCCUUACAAUGUGAACUGCCUGCAGGUAGAGGCAUUUAGAGGUAGGAAGAGACGAAGCUGAUUUUGUUUCACAUCCAGUUACAUGUGAAAUUUGCUUUAUUAGGAGACCUGACUGGCAUACCAAAACAGAAUUUGCUACUGGCCUACAAACCCCACGAACGAAAUUCCACUUUGAAGACCACAAACAGUGCUGCGUCCUUUGGGAACUACUGUUCUGUCAGGGGUCCAAAGUAAGACCCACUUUUGCAUUACAACAGCUAGACUGUCCUCCAGGGUAUUCACCAGCUUCCAGCAUGGAGCUCUCCCAUGUGGGCAUAUGUGGACGCAGCGCUUCUUUUGGGGGCCAGAUUAAUUCGGCCCGGUGUGACUAAAAUGUGGGCAACUGUUGCUUAGAGUAAAAGGAAGCACUAUUGUAGAUGUCCUUUUAGAUCAUGCCUAAAAUUCACCACAUGCUAAAGGAAAAAAAAAAUCAUCCAGAGCCUUUGGAAGGUACCUUAAUAACAAAUCAAGAAGUUAAUGGUAGACUGGGCAUACCAGUAUUUACUCUGAAAAAAAAAGAGUAACAGAGUUAACUAUGGCCUUCCUUCCUCCAGCCAAUACCUCUGCCCUGAGAAAAACAACAGGUGAACAUUCAUUCUGUUCUUCUAGAAAUAAGUGCAGCAUUUUUCCUGAUUGCAGUAAGCGAUUUGUAAGACUGCAUUUCACUAAAAAAACAGUAACUUAAUUCAACCCUUAAUUCAACUCUCAGCUAAGUCUUCUGGUCAACAAAUAAGAAAACACUUUGUUUUUCUCUGCUGCCUAACUCUUUGAUUUUGCCGUAUUUAAAAGCACUGAAUUCUCCUUACAGGGUAUCCAUUUACAACAGUUAUUAGUCACCUAAGAUUAGGGAGCCUUACCGUUAAAAGCAUCUAUUACCCAAUAUGACAAGGUAAUCCUUAUAAGAUGCUUUGUGUUUUUAUCAUGUAUUUCCAGUCAGUCACAUACAUGUGAUGCAUACUAACCAAAUGUCAUCCUGAGGACAUGCUCAGCAAGGUGGACAAAUCAUAAGAAAAGAAGUGAGCUCUGUGAGGUCAGUUUUGAUCGAAGAGAAUGUGACAGGACAAAAGUGAAGAAUUGCACCUGCGACCAUCUUCCUCUGCUCUGUGAACUGGAGUUUGCCUGUUAGCCCUUCUAUUCACCAACACAGGCACCCGCCAAAAACGGCCAAACACACAAACAAAUAACAGUUUGUUAUGGAAGCUCGUGUGCACAACAGAAAACUAAAAAAGCAUCCAGCCUUGUUUUCCAUUCAAACAGUUGAUCUCUGGCCGAAAACCACCCUUCCUGAAAAUGAAGGGCACUGAACGAAACAGACGUAGCCUGGGGAUGCCAACACGAAGCGCAGGCUGAAAUAUCAGAGAGUAAAAGGGCAGCUUUAGAAGAAAAAACUGGACCAUUUUAGAUGCUAAUCCAGUAGUCUAGUUUACAUGAUAUGUAACUUUCUCAGAAAAAUUAUCUGAUAAAAAGGGCCAGGAAAACAGAAAAACGGAAGCAGCAGCAACAGAGCUUGGUGAGGCCUGUGGGGAAGGGAAGAGGACUGAGCAGGACCUUAGAGGAGCAGAAUGAAGCUCUGGUUCUACAUGAAAAGAAUAAACUCGAAAUCUUGUUAGAUGUAAGAAACCCCCCAUACCUUUGAAAAGAUCUGACCCCCAAAAAAGAGAAAUGUUACCACUUUUCUCUAAGGAAUUAGGGACAAGAGAAAUGAGGCCUCAGCUCCUUGCCUCUUCUAUCAUGGGAGUUGGCAUCCUGUGGGUUCCAGCAGGCAGUCUGCAAUAUGGAUCCACAAAAAUCUGUUUGGCACCAGAGCUAAUCUACCGAUGGUGCAGAAAGCAAAUACACAGGGUGAGUGAGCCCAGAUUCCACAGUACUUGAUUCAGAUGUUUACUGAACAGACAGGUCAGUAUCGUCGGCCCUUUGUCUAUCACUGACAAAUGGUUUUUGUAUACUUUAUUACAAAUAAAACAAUCUUGUUGACAAUACCAUCUAUCAUCUUACAAACAUAUGAGAAAACAGUCCUAGAGUAAUAGUAUAUCUCUAGGAACUGAGCUUUUCUUACAAACAAAUGAACUAUACUAUGAGUAAGUUCUGUAUUUAAAUCUAUACAGCGUCUUUAAGUAAUGUGGAAAUGAAAUUAUGAUUUAUUAAUUUACAUAAAAAUUACUUUAUACAUUAAAGAAUAAUUUUUCAAAUUGUUAAAAAAAAA
Molecule: messenger RNA, 10791 nt
Organism: Acinonyx jubatus (cheetah)
Lineage: Eukaryota; Metazoa; Chordata; Mammalia; Carnivora; Felidae
Gene: TMEM116
Product: transmembrane protein 116
Exons: 12
Coding region: 285-1361 (358 amino acids)
Biological process (GO): adenylate cyclase-activating G protein-coupled receptor signaling pathway
Cellular component (GO): plasma membrane
Molecular function (GO): G protein-coupled receptor activity
Source: RefSeq, a predicted model, not a curated record